GAUCUGGAAAAUCUUACACCAUGAUGGGCACAGCUGACCAACCUGGAUUAAUUCCAAGGCUUUGCAGUGGACUCUUUGAACGAACUCAGAAAGAGGAAAAUGAAGAGCAGAGUUUUAAAGUAGAAGUGUCCUAUAUGGAAAUUUAUAAUGAAAAAGUUAGAGACCUUCUUGAUCCCAAAGGAAGUCGUCAAACAUUAAAAGUCAGAGAGCACAGUGUGUUGGGACCCUAUGUUGAUGGACUUUCCAAACUGGCUGUCACAAGCUACAAGGAUAUUGAGUCUCUGAUGUCUGAGGGUAACAAGUCUCGUACAGUUGCUGCCACCAACAUGAAUGAGGAGAGCAGUCGAUCCCAUGCAGUCUUCAAAAUCACCCUUACCCAUACUUUAUAUGAUGUGAAGUCUGGGACGUCUGGAGAGAAAGUGGGCAAACUGAGCUUGGUUGACUUAGCUGGCAGUGAGCGAGCAACGAAAACUGGAGCUGCAGGGGACAGGUUGAAGGAGGGGAGCAACAUCAACAAGUCCCUCACAACCCUCGGUCUGGUUAUCUCAGCUCUAGCAGAUCAGAGUGCUGGCAAAAACAAGAAUAAAUUUGUUCCAUAUCGUGACUCAGUUCUCACUUGGCUGCUCAAAGACAGUCUUGGGGGUAACAGCAAGACAGCCAUGGUGGCCACUGUCAGUCCAGCUGCCGAUAACUAUGAUGAAACCCUUUCAACUCUGCGGUAUGCAGAUCGCGCCAAGCACAUCGUGAACCAUGCUGUGGUGAAUGAGGAUCCUAAUGCACGAAUUAUCCGGGAUCUCCGGGAAGAAGUAGAAAAGCUCCGAGAACAGCUAACAAAAGCAGAGGCAAUGAAAUCUCCAGAGCUAAAAGACCGGCUAGAAGAAUCAGAGAAGCUGAUCCAGGAAAUGACUGUCACCUGGGAAGAGAAAUUAAGGAAAACCGAAGAGAUUGCACAGGAGAGACAGAAGCAACUUGAGAGUCUUGGAAUAUCUCUUCAGUCUUCUGGGAUUAAAGUUGGGGAUGACAAAUGCUUCCUUGUUAAUAUGAAUGCUGAUCCUGCUCUGAAUGAACUUCUGGUUUACUAUUUAAAGGAACAUACAUUGAUAGGGUCAGCAAAUUCCCAAGAUAUCCAGCUAUGUGGAAUGGGAAUUCUUCCUGAACACUGUAUAAUAGAUAUCAUAGCAGAAGGCCAGGUUAUGCUGACUCCUCAGAAGAACACCAGAACAUUUGUAAAUGGCUCUUCCGUGUCUAGUCCUAUACAGCUACACCAUGGGGACAGGAUAUUAUGGGGAAACAACCACUUCUUCAGACUGAAUUUGCCUAAAAAGAAAAAGAAAGCAGAUAGAGAGGAUGAGGAACAAGACAGCUCCAUGAAGAAUGAUACCAGUUCUGAGCAGCUGGAUGUAGACGGAGACUCCUCCAGUGAGGUGUCCAGUGAAAUCAACUUCAAUUAUGAGUAUGCACAGAUGGAGGUUACCAUGAAGGCUCUGGGUAAUAAUGAUCCAAUGCAGUCCAUAUUGAACAGCCUAGAACAGCAGCAUGAAGAAGAGAAACGAUCUGCAUUAGAGCGCCAGAGGCUUAUGUAUGAGCAUGAAUUGGAGCAGCUACGAAGAAGGCUGUCUCCUGAGAAACAAAACUGUCGUAGUGGGGACAGGUUUUCUUUCCACUCACCCAGUGCUCAACAGCGACUGAGACAGUGGGCCGAGGAGAGAGAAGCAACACUGAAUAACAGCCUGAUGAGGCUGAGGGAACAAAUUGUUAAAGCCAAUCUGUUGGUGAGAGAAGCUAGUUACAUUGCAGAGGAACUGGAUAAAAGAACCGAAUAUAAAGUAACGCUGCAGAUUCCAGCCUCCAGCCUGGAUGCCAACAGGAAGCGAGGCUCUCUUCUUAGUGAGCCUGCAAUCCAGGUGAGAAGAAAAGGAAAAGGAAAACAGAUUUGGUCUUUAGAAAAACUGGACAACAGAUUGCUGGAUAUGAGAGACCUUUAUCAGGAGUGGAAGGAGUGUGAAGAAGAUACUCCAGUCAUACGGUCCUACUUCAAGCGUGCUGAUCCAUUCUAUGAUGAGCAGGAAAAUCACUGUCUCAUUGGGGUGGCAAAUGUCUUCCUCGAGUCCCUCUUCUAUGAUGUGAAGUUACAGUAUGCUGUUCCAAUUGUCAACCAGAAAGGAGAGGUGGCAGGUCGGCUGCAUGUAGAGGUGAUGCGGAUCAGUGGUGACAUUGGGGAAAGAAUUGCUGGGGGUGAUGACACCGCAGAUCUCUCCUGUGAAAAGGAAGCCCAGGAGAAUAGACUUGUGUGCAUGGUUAAAAUACUUCAAGCCACUGGCUUGCCACAGCAUCUGUCCCACUUUGUGUUCUGCAAAUAUAACUUCUGGGACCAACAGGAGCCAGUAAUUGUUGCACCCGAAGUUGAUACCUCCUCCUCCUCUCCGGUCAGCAAGGAGCCUCAAUGCAUGGUUGUCUUUGAUCACUGCAAUGAAUUUUCUGUUAACAUUACUGAAGACUUCAUUGAGCAUCUUUCAGAAGGGGCAUUGGCAAUUGAAGUAUAUGGCCAUAAGAUGAAUGAUCCUCGGAAAAACCCAGCCUUGUGGGAUUUGGGGAUUAUCCAAGCAAAAACACGUAGUCUUCGGGACAGAUGGAGUGAAGUCACCAGAAAAGUGGAAUUCUGGGUCCAAAUCUUGGAACAGAAUGAGAAUGGUGAAUACUGCCCUGUAGAAGUGAUUUCUGCAAAAGAUGUGCCAACAGGAGGAAUCUUUCAACUCCGGCAGGGACAGUCCCGGAGAGUCCAAGUGGAAGUGAAGUCUGUGCAGGAAUCUGGGACUUUACCACUGAUGGAAGAAUGUAUACUAUCUGUUGGCAUUGGAUGUGUAAAAGUUAGAACACUCAGAUCCCCCAAGACUCUUGAGGCCUUUCAUGAAGAAGAGGAAGACAUGGACAGCUACCAGGAUCGGGAUUUAGAGAGACUGCGUAGAAAAUGGCUAAAUGCAUUAACAAAACGUCAGGAAUACUUAGAUCAACAACUGCAAAAGCUUGUCAGUAAACAUGAUAAAACAGAGGAUGAUGCUGACCGUGAAGCUCAACUUCUAGAGAUGAGGCUGACCUUGACUGAGGAGCGGAAUGCAGUAAUGGUCCCCUCUGCCGGCAGUGGCAUUCCAGGGGCCCCAGCAGAAUGGACCCCAGUUCCUGGGAUGGAAACACACAUUCCUGUUAUAUUCCUUGACUUAAAUGCUGAUGAUUUCAGUUCCCAGGAUAAUCUUGAUGACCCGGAAGCUGGUGGAUGGGAUGCUACACUCACUGGAGAAGAAGAGGAUGAGUUCUUUGAACUCCAGAUUGUAAAACAGCAUGAUGGAGAGGUGAGAGCAGAAGCCUCUUGGGACUCUGCAGUGCACAGCUGUCCCCAGCUCAGUAAAGGCACCCCUGCAGAUGAGCGAGUGUAUCUGAUUGUGCGGGUGACAGUCCAGCUCAGCCAUCCAGCUGACAUGCAGUUAGUGUUACGGAAACGAAUUUGUGUCAAUGUUCAUGGCCGGCAGGGUUUUGCUCAGAGUCUCCUAAAAAAGAUGUCACAUCGAAGUUCUAUUCCUGGCUGUGGAGUGACUUUUGAAAUUGUCUCCAAUAUUCCAGAGGAUGCCCAGGGAGUAGAGGAACGAGAAACAUUAGCAAGAAUGGCAGCCAAUGUUGAAAACACAGCUUCUGCUGACUCAGAGGCUUAUAUUGAAAAAUACCUCAGAAGUGUGCUGGCUGUGGAGAACCUUCUCACUUUAGAUCGUCUUCGCCAGGAAGUCACAGUGAAGGAGCAGUUGACAGGAAAGGGGAAGCUGAGCAGGAGGAGUAUUAGCUCUCCGAAUGUGAACAGAUUGUCUGGUAGCCGACAAGACCUUAUCCCAUUCUACAGUCUAGGCAGCAACAAGGGCCGGUGGGAAAGUCAACAGGAUGUAUCCCAAAUUGCAGUUUCCAGAGGAAUAGCUCCAGUUGCCCCAUCCCUCCCAGACCGUUCUCAAAAUAACCAUUCUCCCGACCCAGGAUUUAGUAGCCUAGCGGCCGCCUACUUGAAUCCAGUAAAAUCCUUUGUGCCGCAGAUGCCAAAGCUCUUGAAGUCGCUCUUCCCUGUCCGCGAUGAGAAAAGGGGCAAACAGCUGUCUCCCCUUGCACAUCAGCCCGUGCCCCGGAUCAUGGUGCAGUCUGCCCUCCCAGAUGUGGGGACGACCAGAAUGGUGGAGGCUUACCGAGAGAGCAUGGGGGUUAGUGCGGCUCCUGAUGUGACUGUGCAGAUGGCCCCCGUGAAGAUCUGUGACAGACCCACAAAAGCACCUCCCCAGCAGUCUGCCACUGCCAACACCCAGGCCCCUGAAGUUCAGGAAGGGCCUCCCAGCCCCCUGAGUGAGGCCUCCAGCGGGUACUUUUCCCACAGUGUCUCCACUGCAACGCUGUCUGAUGCAUUCGUCCCUGGCCUUGAUGCUGCGGCUGUAGCCGGGGGCCAGACACCCGGCUCGCCCCCUCCUGCCUUCUGCCAGGCCACCCCGGACACGGAGCUCCCCUUUCUAUCUGCUGCUCCUGCUGCAGACAGUGAUCUUCCUGCCCGGCUGGAGGGUCAGCGCAGCCUUCUGUCCCUGCCAGUCCUGGCAGCGCAAAAUGCUUGGGGCAACAGCAACGGUGCGUCCGAGGCCAGGGGAGCUGUUUCCUCAGAGAAGCAGAAUGAAGCAAGGGCCUUACCGACUCAGCUCCCCACCUCUGUCCCCCAAAAGGAAUCACCCAGCCAGCAGAGCGGUGGCGAAGUUUCCUCGGCCACCAAGCAGCUCGGAAGACCCACGGACCAUGUGAAGCCUGCUGACAGCUUAGAGCUAGAUGUCUCCAAACCACAGCCUCCUGACCUCCUGUCUCAGUCACCUGCUCCAGCGUCUCCGUUCAGAAUCCAGAAGGUGCGAACCUCCGAGCUGAAGUCGUUCACGCGCAUGCUUGGCGGGGACCCCAGCAGCCUCUCUGGUGCUGAGGAGGACCUCCUGGCCUCUGGGGGGCUGGGCGACAGCAGUGCUGGGGCACAGGCCUUGGGAAAGCUGGAAGUUUCCUCAGAUUCUGAAGAAGCCAGUGAAGUCCCAGAGUGGCUCAAAGAGGGAGAAUAUGUCACUGUGGGCACCAACAAAAUAGGCAUCGUGAGAUACAUCGGGCCCACUGACUUUCAGGAGGGGACGUGGAUCGGAGUGGAGUUAGACUUACCUUCAGGUAAGAAUGACGGCUCCAUCGGAGGGAAGCAGUAAUUCAAGUGCAACCCUGGCUACGGGCUGCUAGUGCGGCCGGGCCGGGUGCGCAGAGCAACGGGCGCAGGGCGGCGGCGCAGUGCGGGGCUCAGACUGCAGGGUGCCCCCGAGCCCCGAAGGAGCAGCACCCUCUCCGGCUCCGCCACCAACCUGGCCUCCCUGACGGCAGCUCUGGCCAAGGCAGAGGGUGCCACGGCGCUGAGGGCCGACAGGAGCCAUAAGAACCCGGAGAACCGGAAGUCCUGGGCCAGCUAAACCUGCACCCCGCGCCGUGGCCCUCCUGCCUCACGUCCUCCCCGGCUGCUAGCCUGCUUCCCCAGCGAGUGCUGGCGGAGGGGGCGGCUCCCGAGCCUGGUGGGUGACAGCCCUGGGGUAGGCAGUGACACCUCAGACCCCCUUCCCUGGGGAGCAGGGCCAUGAACCCUUUUUGCACAACACAGGGCUCGUGACCUCUCCCUGCUCCUCCCAGGGCUCUGGAAGCUUCAUUUCUUCUUCUGCUCAGAGAAUGAAGAGACAUCUCCACAAAGCAGAGGGGUUGAAGGUUCUAGGAGUCUGGAGCAGUCCUGGAUGUGCCAGGCCCCUGCCGGCUUGGUGCCUGGAGUUUUCCCCACCUGGGGCUGUUCCUUUUUUCUGUUCUGAUGACCCCAUUAACCUCGUAACCAACGUCAUAACCGUACCAGUGCCUUUCUUUCCCACAGAGGCAGGGGAGCCUCCCUCUGCCUCCAGGGCCAGCACCCCAGCCCACCCACCCUGGUCCUGGCUUGCUCCCCGGGCUCGCUGCAUUCUCUGGCCCCCAGAGACCCUACACCACGUAGCCGACUCCCACAAGUGCCUCUGGUGGGCCUCCUCACUUCUGGCGUGAGGCCUGCUCCCCCAGCAAGCGGCACUGGCCCUGACCCUCCCGCCUUUCCACAGAGUCUCUUAGCGCUUUCUUUGUGGGCUUGUUAGUGUCUUUGUACCUGGAAAGCGUUUUCUCUUUGCCAUUUGUUCCCUUAACAGAGUGCUUGGAAUAUAUUUAUUUAUAUUUAUUUUUUUCAAAAUCCGAAAUCUUUUCGCGAGCCACAAUCUUCUGCCCAGGCACAAGGGUCCCAGGCCCGCCUUGCACAUCGCCAGCCUCUGAGGCCACUCAGGAGCCGCCAGCCUCCUGCCUCUGGCAGGGGUUUCCAGGGGGGGCCAGAGGAUGAUGCCCCUCCUUAGGUUAUCAUUGACACAGACACAUAAGUGGCCUUACUCUAAGACACACAAGUGGCCUUACUCUUACCCUAAGCAGAAACUUGGAGGAUUAUGGGAUGGUGUGCCUGUAAUGGUGAAGUCAGUCAGAGGCAUCAUGACCUUAUUUGGUGCAAUUUUGUUUUCUUGCAAGGGCCUUAGACCAGGUUAACUUGGCAGUUCUAUACCCUGACUCCCUGAGGCUGGGGAGCUGCGGCCUAGCAGGUGGGCCUGUGCAGCGAAAGCUCCGCACUGUACCUACCAGGCCAGACCCGGACAGCAUGAGACCCUCAGUGAGCAUUGCCCAGCUCCUGCAGGACGCCUCCAGUCCUAGAGCCCUUCCCUGCUGGGCUGCUUGGGAAGGAUUCUGCGGAAGUGAGAAGAGGGCUGGUGCCUCACAGGCCAGGGGGUGGUGUGUGGCUCUAGAGGGGAGUGUCAGGGAACCUAAUGCUAGUCCUUCUGGAACUUUCUACCGGAGUAGCUCAGGGACCUAGUGCCCAGCAUUCAGCCACCUGCCAUGCAUGUCCUUAUGAGAGCCUCACGAGGGCCUGAGCAGGAGCCUAGGGGACACCCUGGCAGCCCAGGGACAGGCCCUUGGUCAGGAUUUGUGUUCGGCACUCUGGGAGGCCUGUUUUUAGUUCUCACGUUUAGACUCUUAUAAGUGAUGCCCAGGAAGCCCUUUUUGAAAGAUCUCUGGUUCCCUAGGGAUUUGCAGCCCCUUCGGAGAAGUAAUGUCAGGUUCCCUGCCC
Hyaena hyaena (striped hyena) is the source of this 7204-nucleotide messenger RNA. It is a transcript of the gene KIF13B, whose product is annotated as kinesin family member 13B. NCBI's taxonomy places the organism in Eukaryota, Metazoa, Chordata, Mammalia, Carnivora, Hyaenidae. Gene Ontology annotation, molecular function: microtubule motor activity; cell adhesion molecule binding; ATP binding. Gene Ontology annotation, biological process: microtubule-based movement; regulation of protein localization. The record is from RefSeq and is a predicted model, not a curated record. The coding region runs from base 21 to 5246 and encodes 1741 amino acids. Gene Ontology annotation, cellular component: adherens junction. The transcript has 35 exons.